UUUUCCUGCUCAAGAUUUCUUUGCAUUUCUCGAAGGCGACAAUCCCACCCGCAAUGGAAACAUGCAACUCUUUCGAUGCCAUUGCUCCUAUGCAUGUAGGUUACAGGAUCGUGCUAAUAAGUCUAACCCUGCCAGCGCCGUAGAUGCGUUGGUGGACGCCCGGCUGACCACGUGCAGCGGUAAGAGCCCUGGAGCGGGGCUGCCUCGGCUGUGAACACAUCCAUCUCACAACAACCGACUCAGCUAACUUCGGUAUCGAAUCUUCGAUUCAGCAUGUAGCCAACUUUCAAAAGUGGAAUUCUAAUGCUCUCUUCAGGAUACGAAACUUCAAUCUAAUCAAAUUCCUGGCCCAAAACACUACGAAGAAUGGCUUCUUCAGCAUACGGCAGCACGCUUCCGUGGGCAGAGCCCAGUUGGUAUACUGGACGCCCGACACCUUACUAUAAAGAAAGCCACAAAAGGUUGCGCGAUGCUGUGAGGCAGUGGUGCGAGGAGCAUAUCGCACCCUACACGGAAGAGUGGGUAGCUGCCGGCGCAGUACCUCCUUCGGUAUAUACGGCAUGUGCAAAAGCAGGAUUUCUUGUGCCUAUUGCAUCCGGCAAAGCCAUCCCAAAACAGUGGUCCAAUUACCCGAUCAUCGGUGGAAUUAAGCCUGAAGAGUGGGAUGGCUUCCACGACUUCGUACUAUGGGAUGAGCUCCUGCGAGGUGGUAGCCUUGCAUCGUUGUUCAUCGGGCUUGUCGUUGGCGCGCCGCCGCUUCUAAAGUUUGCGAGCAAGCAGCUCCAGGACAAAAUUUUCCCAGAGAUCCUGAGCGGCGAAAAGAGGAUCUGUCUCGCAGUGACCGAGCCUGCAGCUGGCUCGGAUGUACGCAAUCUAACCACGACGGCCGAGAAGACACCGGACGGAAAGCAUUACAUAGUUAAUGGAGAGAAGAAGUGGAUCACGAAUGGCAUGUUCUCUGACUAUUUCAUGACAGCAGUGCGCACCGGGGGACCGGGGCCAGAAGGCAUUUCCAUGCUGUUGAUUCCCCGAUCGGAAGGACUACGAACGCGCAAGAUCGAAGUUAUUGCUGGGCCUCUUUCGGCAACCACAUAUGUCACAUUCGAAGAUGUAAAGGUCCCUAUUGAGUACCUUGUCGGCCAAGAAGGGAACGGUUUCCGUCAAACCAUGGUCAACUUCAACCAUGAGCGUCUAUGGAUCGCGUUCCAAGCCAUUCGCGGCUGCAGAAUAGCACUGAAUGACGCAUUCCAAUGGGCCAUGAAGCGCGAGGCAUUCGACAAGACACUUAUAGAGCAACCUGUUGUGCGAAACAAGCUGGGCAACUGUGGCCGGCAAGUGGAAGCUCUACAAGCAUGGACCGAACAAGUCGUGUAUGAGUUGGAGCAUCUCAGCGAUGCCGAAGGAGCGCGCAUUCUGGGUGGCACCACUGCACUACUCAAGGUCGAAGCCGGCAUGGUUUGCAAGUAUAUCGCAGAAGAGUGUCUGAAGAUCAUGGGAGGACUGGGUCUGACGAAGACAGGACAAGGGGCCAGAAUAGAAGCGUUCUAUCGGAGCGUUCCUAGUUAUACUGUGCCAGGUGGUUCGGAAGACGUGCUUAUCGAUCUCGGUGUGCGUGAGGCACUCAAAUUGCAUCGGCAAGCACAAAAGGUAAAGACAAAGCUGUAACAAAGAUCGGCUUUCGUCCGUGGUCGAACUGCAAUGAUAUGACCGAUUGGGUAACUACCCAAGACCUACGGACCUGACUGAGUAUUGCUAGUAAGAUCUAUGACAUAGCCACUGGG
Molecule: messenger RNA, 1781 nt
Organism: Paraphaeosphaeria sporulosa
Lineage: Eukaryota; Fungi; Ascomycota; Dothideomycetes; Pleosporales; Didymosphaeriaceae
Product: acyl-CoA dehydrogenase-like protein
Exons: 4
Coding region: 367-1665 (432 amino acids)
Molecular function (GO): oxidoreductase activity, acting on the CH-CH group of donors; flavin adenine dinucleotide binding
Source: RefSeq, a predicted model, not a curated record